Talaromyces stipitatus ATCC 10500 is the source of this 758-nucleotide messenger RNA. Its product is annotated as ribosome biogenesis protein NIP7. Bases 35 to 478 code for a protein of 147 amino acids. Lineage: Eukaryota; Fungi; Ascomycota; Eurotiomycetes; Eurotiales; Trichocomaceae. The transcript is spliced from 3 exons. Gene Ontology annotation, molecular function: RNA binding. The record is from RefSeq and is a predicted model, not a curated record. Gene Ontology annotation, biological process: ribosome assembly. Gene Ontology annotation, cellular component: nucleus.
UCAUUUAGCCUACGAUACAGAAACAUAAUCCAAGAUGAGGGCUCUUACCGAAGAAGAAACCAAAACCCUUUUCCAAAAACUCGCCAACUACACAGGCCGAUCCCUCAACCAACUCAUCCAGCCUACUGAAGAUAACGAGCGCUAUGUGUUUCGAAUCCAGGGUUCUCGAGUUUACUACGUGAAGCAAUCAAUUGCGAACCUUGCGACAAGUGUUGCGCGUGACAAUUUGCUGAGCUUGGGAGUCUGUGUUGGAAAGUUCACCAAGACCAUGAAGUUUAGGUUGCACAUCACUGCACUCGAUCUUAUAGCUCCCUAUGCGCGGUAUAAAGUGACCAUCAAGCAAAACGGAGAGAUGCCGUUCUUAUAUGGUGGAAACGUUGUGAAGGCCCAUGUCUUGCGAUGGUCUGAGGAUUGCCCUGAGCACAGUGGCUGCGUUGUGUUUUCUCAAGAUGAUACUCCAUUGGUAUGUCAUUUAUGACUGAAAGAAGCCUAUUGAAAUAUGACUGAUGGAAUAUUGUAGGGCUUCGGAGUCACCGCACGAUCAACUGCAGAAACACGAAAACUCGAGCCUACCGCCAUCGUGCUCUUCCGCCAGGGUGAUGUGGGCGAAUAUCUGAGAGAGGAAGAUUCGUUGUUCACGACAUAGUCAUGCGACUCGCUCUCCGUUUAUAUCUCGCAUUUAUAGGCGUUCAGGAAGUGUGUUUGGUGUCAUGCAAGAAAAAGUGAUACGUACCAUAUCUUUAGUUGUUAUACCAGAA